AUGAAUACAUACAAUCGAUACUAUUGCACAUCGUGUUACAACGUUUGGGACUAAAAUUAAUGUCUUCCCAAACUCCUCGCUUGUGGACACUCCUUUUGCUUUAAAUGUCUCCAACGUCUCCUCAAGAACAAUCAAAUAAUUUGUCCAGAUGACAUGUAACCAAUAUCCUCCAUAUUCUCCCCCAAGGAAAUCCUUCAGAGUUGACUCACUCAAUUAACUACCCACCAACCAAGAAUUACUGCAUCCCCAACUCCAAAUAACUCCACACUCCCAAUAAGACAUCUCCUCAGAGAAUAUCACCCAAUCCACCACUCGUCUAUACACCAACCUCCCUGACAAUUCAGUAACCAUCAAAAAACCCCUCUCCCCUCAUCAACAAGAUCAAAUCCCUUGGAAUAGAGAACAAUUGCAACAAUCCCAUUAACUACUACAAGAAUCGCAUCAAUAAUUUGAAUUGAACCAGUAAACCAAUUUCAACGAAGCCUUCAGAAUGAUCCUUCAAUAGAAACGCAGCCUAAUAGAACUAAUACAAUAGAACUUCUCAGAAUUACAAAUCAAACUCAGCAACAUCGAAAGUCAACUCCUUAAUGAACUUAACAUCGUUGCCUUGAAACUAGAGGAUGAUAUCAGGUAGAUGCAUAUUGUAACCGACAAAAAAGCAAUCGCAGAAAUCAAAUAAAUACAAGAAAGGUAAACCCCACAUUUAUGAAUAGUUAGAAUCGAGUAGUUGCUACUCCUCUCUGAUGAGAAUCUAAACACUAAAGCAGAUUUAGUCAAUAACCUCACUCACAAGACUGAAUUAGUUAUCAAUCACUUAAACAAACAACCCUCCUUCAAUAUUUAACAUAUCAUCACCAAAGAAAUGCAACUCAAAUUCGAUCUAUCAGUCUAUGAUUACUUGCCUACAUUUUGUACACUCAAAAAAUACAAAUGCGAUAAUAGGAACCAAUCAUAACAAAGGAGAGCCAAAACAUUGACCGAUUCAAAUGAUUAUACCUAUGCCCAUUCUAACUAAUCCCUCUCGGAUAACAGUCCAAAACCAAAGGGCCAUGAUAACUCCUCAGCAAAACCCUUUUAAUAUUCAAAAAAUGCCCAUCAUUUAGAAGAACCUCCUUAUUAGAGAUUGAAUCCAAGGGAACUAACCUUCGGAGGCAAAAGCUAACAUAGCAAAUCUCGUGAUUCCAAAAAUUCAAGAAGUUUGUCAUCCAGUAAACUAUAUGAAGCCACUGGCAUCGCUCGCAUCCAAGAUCUGCUAUUUAAAGGAUUGCCUAUCGAGAAAUUGGAUUUAACCAAUCAAAGUAAAACUACUAUAUUUGAUCUCUAGAUUUGAAUGAUUUAGAUCUCCUAGAUCUUCUUAAACUGAUCCAAAGGUCUGCUUCAUAGAUUGAAAUUCUUAAAUUAACCAAGAAUAGAAUCACUGAUAAUGGAUUCAGCCAUUUGCUCACUCUACUGCUUAAACGCAGUGACAUACACACUCUCAACUUAUCCAAUAACGAAUGCACUGAGAAGUCAAUCGAUUUGAUAGAAAGAAGGAUACAGCAAUUGCAUGGGAAGACCAUCUACCUUUCAAAUUGCAAACUCAGUAACUUAAACCAAUUGAAGAAGAGAUAGAUUUCGUUGUAAAGUCGGGGUGUCACUUUGUUUUUAUGA
Messenger RNA from Paramecium octaurelia, 1650 nucleotides. The record is from the annotation of a GenBank genome assembly. NCBI's taxonomy places the organism in Eukaryota, Ciliophora, Oligohymenophorea, Peniculida, Parameciidae.